Aspergillus aculeatus ATCC 16872 is the source of this 1425-nucleotide messenger RNA. RefSeq names its product FAD-binding oxidoreductase. The coding region runs from base 1 to 1425 and encodes 474 amino acids. Gene Ontology annotation, molecular function: FAD binding; oxidoreductase activity. The record is from RefSeq and is a predicted model, not a curated record. The transcript is spliced from 5 exons. Lineage: Eukaryota; Fungi; Ascomycota; Eurotiomycetes; Eurotiales; Aspergillaceae.
AUGCUCGCUGUCCUGUCCAUAAUUGCCGGAGCAGUUGCAUCUAAUAUCACUGCUCUUCUGACCCAUCUUUCCUCGUCCAGCGAAGUGUUCUAUCCCAACGAUGCCGACUGGGGCGAUAUCAUCCAGCGAUGGACCGCCUGGGAUGAGCCCACUUUCUCACUGGCUAUCAAGCCCGGCUCAGUCGCCGAUUUGCAGACGGUUGUCAAAUAUGCCACCAGUCAGAAUUUACCAUUCCUGGCCAGCGGAGGUGGCCAUGGAUAUAGCACCUCAUUUGGGGCUCUUCAGCAGGGGCUUCAAAUUGAUAUGGGAUCGUUCGACAGCAUCCAAAUCAAUGCUGAGAAGAGCACGAUGACCAUCGGUGGUUCCGUUAAAUUCUCACAAAUUAUGGAGCCCCUUUUCAAUGCUGGAAAGGAAAUUCAAACCGGAUCCUGCCCCUGCGUGGGCAUGGUAGGGGCAACUCUCGGUGGCGGAGUAGGGCGCUAUCAGGGCCUGCACGGUCUGAUCAUCGACGCGCUGGAGUCCGUGGAACUUGUCACUGUGAAGGGCGAUCUCAUCACUGUGUCGGCUACAGAGAACGCAGACCUAUUCUGGGGCCUGCGCGGCGCCGGCUUCAACUACGGCAUUGUCACCUCGGCCACAUAUAAGGUGUAUGAUCUCACCAACAAGGGCAACGUACUCAAUGCCGACUUCAUGUUCCCUGCCGAGCUUAACGAGACCUACUUCAAGAUUCUGGCUAGCUAUGACACCCUCCCAGCGGCGUUGUCAUUGUAUACCUUGGUGAUGAACGAUGCUGCCGCAGGACCGGUGAUUCUCCUGAACGCCGUGUACCCUGGUCCCGAGCAAGAGGGUCUCGAUCUCCUGGCCCCGUUCCUCAACCUCACCUAUCUCGAGCGCAACAUCUCCAUGAUUACCUGGGAUGCGGUCGACGCCGACGCCGGUUUUGGUCUUGCCACGGCCUUCUGCGUCAACGGCGAGAAACAUGACAUGUGGUCCCUCGGUGUCCGCACCAUCGACGCAGCCACCCACAUCACCUACUUUAACCAACUCGCACAAUUCUGGUCGGAUUACCCGGCCGCGUCCGGCAGCACUUGGCAGGUGGAAUAUUUUCCUGUCCAAGCUGUGACGGCCGUGGCCGAUGCAUCGACUGCCUAUCCCCAUCGAGAAAUCCGUGCUCAUGAAAUGUUCUCCUUCAACCUCACCGAUUCUUCCAUCGGAACAUCUGUCGACGACUUUGCCCUUGCAGCCCUGGAGACCUUCAACGCGACCAGUGGGUUCGACGAUCUUCAUAUCUACGUCAGCUAUGCCCACGGAACAGAGGGACUGGACCCUAUGUAUGGAUCCGAGAAACUGUCGCGCUUGUUGGCGCUGAAGAAACAGUGGGAUCCCCAGGGCUUCUUCAGCUACAACAACGGGUUGCCGCACUGA